UUAUACACUUCAACUCAUAAAAGAGACCAAAACAGAGACAAAAAAAAAAAAACACAUUUUAUCAACAAAAACAAACAUCAUCACGAGAAAGAAGAACUGAAGAAGAAGGACGAAACAAAAAGAAGCAGCUCUCGUGAUCUUCCCCACAUCUUGAAAGACAUUUCAAAAUUUACUAUCAAGCACAAGAAAAAUAAAAAAAAAAAGAAGAAUGAGAAUUGGAUCUAAGUUUCUGAUUUCAGAUUCGUGAUUUGUUUUUUCGUUUUUUUUUAUGAGAUUUCUUAUGUGUCGGAGAGAUCAUUGGAGCUAUAUAUAGAUUGGAUUUGAUUCUUGGAAAGAAAUGGUGCGUUUAAAGCGACGGCAAGAGAUUAUAGAUCAUGAAGAAGAAGAGGAAUCAAACGAAGACAUAUCAUCAUCAAGAAGAGGUAGUAAACUGAGCUUAGCCGAGACGUUUCGGUGGCUUGAUUCAUCAGAGCAUCGCAAGAUUGAAACCGAUGGUCAUAAUGAUUACAAAUACAUCAUUCAUCCCAAAAAUAGGUCGUACAAGGCAUGGGAAACGUUUAUAUUGGUGUGGGCAAUAUACUCCUCUUUGUUCACUCCCAUGGAGUUUGGUUUCUUCCGCGGUCUGCCUGAGAGACUCUUUAUACUUGAUAUCGUUGGUCAGAUUGCGUUCUUGGUCGAUAUUGUUCUUCAGUUUUUUGUUGCCUACCGCGAUACCCAGACCUACCGGACGGUCUACAAACCAACACGUAUUGCUCUCCGGUACCUCAAGUCGCAUUUUCUUAUGGAUUUCAUUAGUUGCUUCCCUUGGGAUCUUAUCUAUAAGGCAUCAGGGAAACACGAGUUAGUGAGGUACAUGUUGUGGAUAAGGCUGUUUCGGGUGCGCAGAGUGGUUGAGUUUUUCCAAAGGCUUGAGAAAGACACAAGAAUCAACUAUCUCUUCACCAGAAUCUUAAAGCUAUUGUUCGUUGAAGUGUACUGUACUCACACUGCUGCUUGCAUCUUCUAUUACUUGGCCACCACUCUUCCUCCAGAGAACGAAGGUUACACUUGGAUCGGUAGCCUAAAGCUAGGAGACUAUAGCUACGAGAAUUUCCGAGAAAUCGAUCUGUGGAAACGUUAUACCACAGCUCUGUACUUCGCCAUUGUCACUAUGGCUACUGUCGGUUAUGGAGACAUACACGCAGUGAACCUAAGGGAAAUGAUAUUCGUUAUGAUAUAUGUUUCAUUUGAUAUGGUUCUCGGUGCGUACCUCAUUGGUAACAUCACUGCUUUAAUUGUGAAAGGAUCAAACACAGAGAGAUUCAGAGAUAAAAUGAAUGAUCUCAUCAGUUUCAUGAACCGCAAAAAACUUGGGAGAGAACUUCGUAGCCAAAUAACCGGCCACGUGAGAUUGCAGUACGACAGUUACUACACCGACACUGUCAUGCUUCAGGACAUCCCAGCCGCUAUCCGCGCCAAGAUUGCUCAACGAUUGUACCUGCCUUACAUCAAAAAGGUCCCACUUUUCAACGGCUGCUCCACGGAGUUUAUUAAUCAGAUAGUUAUAAGGCUACAUGAAGAGUAUUUUCUUCCAGGAGAAGUAAUAACAGAGCAAGGAAACGUUGUUGAUCAUUUGUAUUUCGUCUGUGAAGGCUUACUGGAGGCUCUAGUUACGAAACCAGAUGGAUCUGAACAGAGUGUGACGUUUCUUGGGCCUCACGCAUCAUUUGGAGAUAUCUCAAUCAUUUGCAACAUCUCUCAACCUUUCACUGUUAGGGUUUGCGAGCUAUGUCAUCUUUUACGCCUCGACAAACAGUCAUUCUCAAACAUCCUAGAUAUUUAUUUUCACGAUGGACGCAAAAUCUUGAACAAUCUUAUGGAGGAUAAUGAUUCAAACGAGAGGAUAAAGAUGCUAGAAUCUGACAUUGUGAUUCACAUUGGGAAACAAGAAGCAGAACUUGCAUUGAAACUAAACAGUGCAGCUUUCCAAGGAGAUUUCUACCAGCUUAAGAGCUUAAUCCGAUCUGGAGCCGAUCCUAACAAAACAGAUUACGAUGGAAGAUCACCGCUUGUACGUUUUUUUUUUGCUUACCUUUCAAUCUUUCUUCGAUGGUACGAAAGAUUCUUUCUUUUAACCUACCGUAAGUUCCUUCUUCAUGUUCAGCAUCUUGCAGCAUGUAGAGGCUAUGAAGACAUUACAUCGUUUCUUAUUCAAGAAGGUGUUGACAUCAAUCUAAAAGAUAAGUUUGGGAACACGGCAUUGUUCGAGGCUGUGAAAGCAGGACAAGACGGAGUGGUUGGUUUACUUGUCAGAGAAGGAGCCUCUUUUGAUAUAGAAGAUUCCGGAAACUUCCUUUGCACGACAGUUGCGAAAGGCGACUCUGAUUUUCUCAAGAGAUUGCUCUUAAGUGGUAUGAACCCAAACACUGAAGAUUAUGAUCACAGAACACCACUUCAUGUCGCUGCUUCUGAAGGGUUAUACUUGAUGGCUAAAAUGCUAGUUGAAGCUGGAGCUAGCAUUAGCUCUAAAGACCGGUGGGGAAACUCUCCGCUUGAUGAAGCUCGAAUGUGUGGAAACAAGAAACUGAUCAAGUUACUUGAAGAUGGGAAUGUAACCGCUGAGUCGUCAAGCUCUCAUGAACGUCAACAGGAGAGAAUCGAAAGACGAAAAUGCACGGUGUUUCCGUUCCAUCCGCACGAGGCGAAAGAAGAGCCAAGUAGAAAGCAUGGAGUCAUGCUUUGGAUCCCUAGCGAUCUACAUAAACUCGUAGUAACGGCUGCGCAAGAGCUCGGGCUAUCCGAUGAAGCCUCAUUUGUUAUAUUAUCAGAAGACGAAGGUCGUAUCACGGAUAUUGAUAUGAUAAGUAAUGGACAGAAAUUGUAUCUGAUCAGUAAUACUACUGAUUAAACAUAAUGAUCUAGUCUUCCAUUUUUCCGAUCAUUACCACAAAGAGUCAUUUUGGGUUUUCAUUGUUAUUAAAUCUUAUAGAGUGCAUUACAAAGAAGAA
Camelina sativa (false flax) is the source of this 2987-nucleotide messenger RNA. RefSeq names its product potassium channel GORK. Gene Ontology annotation, biological process: transmembrane transport; potassium ion transport. Gene Ontology annotation, cellular component: membrane. Gene Ontology annotation, molecular function: voltage-gated potassium channel activity; protein binding. The record is from RefSeq and is a predicted model, not a curated record. NCBI's taxonomy places the organism in Eukaryota, Viridiplantae, Streptophyta, Magnoliopsida, Brassicales, Brassicaceae.